AUGUUUAGGGAUAGGACAAAUCUGUUUUUGUCUUAUCGUAGGACAUUCCCACACAAUACCUCGAAAUAUUCCACUUCCAAUAGAGGUAGCAAGAUAGAUAGAUAUGAAGAUUUCGACGAUGAAAUGUUUCCAAUGAUGGAUGACGAUACCGAUGAGGGUCAAGAUCGGGUAGACUUAUUACCUCCUCCAUUUCUAGAUCUGGCCGAGGAUAUAGAUGAAUACUUACAUGAAACUGACAAGUUAAUGAAACAAUUAUCAAAAUUGUACAAGAAGAAUUCGUUGCCUGGAUUUGAAGAUAAAUCCCAUGAUGAAAAAGAAAUCGAGGAGAUAAGUUUCAAUGUCACUCAAUUAUUCCAAAAAUGUUAUGCUGUCAUGAAAAAAUUAAAUUAUAUUUCAACAGAACAAGUAUAUGCAAAUAAAAGACUAAAAUACGAUGAACUAAUAAUCCUGGGCAAUUUGGAGAAAAGAUAUGCUCAAUUAAUCCAGUUUAAAAGUAAUCAAUUUAGGGUUCUCCAAAAUAAUUAUUUGAAAUUUUUAAAUAAAGAUGAUAUGAAGCCAAUUUUACCGAAGUUGGAUAACUCAAAUAAUACUAUGAGCGAUACUUUAAUGCUUGAAGAAGAUGAAGCCAUGGGUAAUAGUAAAGAAAUCGAAGCAUAUUCUAGGCAAACGUUACAAAACCAAAACAAAAAUGAUAUGAACCAAAGAUAUCUACAAGAAAGAGAUGAAGAAAUAACACAACUAGCAAAAGGUGUUUUGGAAGUAAGUACCAUCUUUAGAGAAAUGCAGAAUCUUAUCAUUGACCAAGGUACGAUAGUAGAUAGAAUCGAUUAUAACUUGGAAAAUACAGUUAUCCACUUGAAGGAAGCAGAUAAAGAACUUACUCAUGCGACUCAUUAUCAAAAGAGAACUCAAAAAUGUAAAAUUAUUUUAUUAUUAUCACUAUGUGUCAUGGCGUUAUUUUUCUUUGUGAUGCUAAAGCCACAUGGCGGUACUACAAAAUAUGAAACUGUCACUGUAACUGCAGCUCCGGCAGUCUCUUCCACAACUUCCCAACCAACUGCAACCACCGUGCCUGUCCAAGAUGAGGGCCUGGAUAAUAAUGAUAAUGAAAAGCAAGAUGAUGAGAAAGGUACUGAUAUAGUAAAUGAAGACGGCAGCCCACUUGAGGUCAGCCCAGCAGAUUCUGUUCCAAAUGAUGUUGACAUCAUAGAGCCUCCAAAUGAGCCGGAACUAAAUAGGCAUUUACUUUAA
Molecule: messenger RNA, 1251 nt
Organism: Vanderwaltozyma polyspora DSM 70294
Lineage: Eukaryota; Fungi; Ascomycota; Saccharomycetes; Saccharomycetales; Saccharomycetaceae
Gene: TLG2
Product: t-SNARE syntaxin TLG2
Exons: 1
Coding region: 1-1251 (416 amino acids)
Biological process (GO): vesicle fusion; vesicle-mediated transport; intracellular protein transport
Cellular component (GO): endomembrane system; membrane; SNARE complex
Molecular function (GO): SNARE binding; SNAP receptor activity
Source: RefSeq, a predicted model, not a curated record